AUGGCUGCUUCCACCAAACUUCUAUCCACACCUCCUAUAGCUACAGGCCUGUUAUAUAUAUAGUUAGGAAUAACUAGUACUCAAAAUGCAAACUCAAAUCAUUACAUAGAAUAGGCACUAAGUCGAUUAAGUAGCUAGCCCAAAAAUGUAUCCUACAGCUCCUGACCAUGAGAAAUAUGUAGGUGAUCAUGAUCACCAUAUUCCAGGACAUGUUCCAGCUUUGAGUCCUCAUGGUGCACCAAGAGUCUAUGCUCCUCCAUAUGUAGUAAGUACGGUGCGGUCUGCUCGUCAUGUAGGAGGGGAGUGGUCAAGUGGUCUUUGCCAUUGUUGUGAUGAUCCUGCAAAUUGUCUGAUCACUUUCUUUUGCCCUUGCAUCACAUUCGGCCAGAUAGCUGAGAUAGUGGAUCAAGGUUCCUCAUCUUGUGCUCAAAAGGGAACUUGUUAUGGGAUUCUUCUUUCAACUACUGGUCUUGCUUGCUUGUACUCGUGUUUCUAUCGGUCGAAGUUGAGAGGUCAGUACGACUUGGAAGAAGCACCUUGUGUGGAUUGCCUAGUUCAUUUCUGCUGUGCUACUUGUGCACUUUGUCAAGAGUACAGAGAGCUCAGGAAUCGUGGUUUUGAUAUGGGAAUAGGUUGGGAAGCUAACAUGGACAGACAAAAGCGAGGAGUUACGCAAGCUCCGAUUGUGGCACCAGGCAUGACAAGAUAAAUGACGAGGCAAGAGAAAAAUUAUAUGCAGAUGGCAGCGGUUCUUGUACACUCUUUUUAUGAUAUUCUCUUGCUACUAAAUGCUGGUUUGGAGAGUUUGCCCAUUUGUUCUUUGUUGUACUAUCUUAAUAAAAAUGUACAUAUGUUGUGUAAAAAAAAUUGGGUGGUAGGUUCAAGCUAGCAAAUGAAUGAUUUGAAAUUAUAGCUUGUCGACUACGAUAGUUAUAUAUCAAUCACGGCAAGUUACAUUGUGUAACUAUAUAUUUCAUCUAUGAAUAACAAUCGGUGCUCCCAUGCACUUUUAGUUUUA
Rosa rugosa (rugosa rose) is the source of this 1018-nucleotide messenger RNA. Its product is annotated as protein PLANT CADMIUM RESISTANCE 2-like. Bases 146 to 709 code for a protein of 187 amino acids. The record is from RefSeq and is a predicted model, not a curated record. NCBI's taxonomy places the organism in Eukaryota, Viridiplantae, Streptophyta, Magnoliopsida, Rosales, Rosaceae. The transcript has 4 exons.